Messenger RNA from Larimichthys crocea (large yellow croaker), 2782 nucleotides. Its product is annotated as probable polypeptide N-acetylgalactosaminyltransferase 8. The transcript is spliced from 11 exons. Gene Ontology annotation, molecular function: polypeptide N-acetylgalactosaminyltransferase activity. The coding region runs from base 1 to 1899 and encodes 632 amino acids. Gene Ontology annotation, biological process: protein O-linked glycosylation. Gene Ontology annotation, cellular component: Golgi apparatus. Lineage: Eukaryota; Metazoa; Chordata; Actinopteri; Sciaenidae. The record is from RefSeq and is a predicted model, not a curated record.
AUGAGACCUGGCUGGCUUAAAGGAUCACUUCUGGUCUUUGUUUUUGGGGGGGCUCUGUUGUACCUCAGCUCCAUCAAAAGGGAGGUUCGUACCCAUUCGGAAAGACUGCAGAGGGCUCACCACAAUGAAUCCAUCAGGGAUCAGGGACUGCUCAACCGGAUGCAGAAGAUGGAAGCAGACAUCAAUAGCCUGCGUGAGUCAAAGUCUCAGUCCGCUGUCAGUGUGAUGAAUAGACUUGAAAAAAAGGAAUCGGCGCCACAGACGAUCGUAGAGGUGAAGAAGGAGAGGAAGGUGGUAAGGAAGCUGUAUCCCAACUCGCAUUUGUUCAGAAAGUGGGGCGAUGACCUGACAGAGGAGGAGCAGAAGGAGGCCGAGAGGUUGUUUCAGAGAUACGGCUAUAACGCCUUCCUCAGCGACAGGCUGCCACUCAACAGAGAGAUCCCUGACACCAGGCCGCACAGGUGUGCUGAGAAAAAGUACCCGGAGGAUCUUCCCACCAUUAGUGUUGUGUUAAUCUACCUGGACGAAGCUCUUUCUGUCAUUAAAAGGGCCAUCCGCAGCAUCAUAGACAAGACACCGGCUCGGCUGCUGAAAGAAAUCAUACUGGUGGACGAUCACAGCAGUACCGAGGAUUUAAAAGAAAAACUGGAUGACUACAUCGCCUCCAUCAACAAGGAGUGUCCAGGCCUGGUGAAGAAAGUCAGCCACUCUGAGCAGCUUGGCCUCACCCAAGCCAGACUGUCAGGAUGGAAGGCUGCUGUCGGAGACGUGGUGGCUAUUUUGGAUGCUCACAUUGAGGUCCAUGUGCAAUGGGCAGAGCCAUUGUUAGCUCGCAUUAAAGAGGAUCGGACUGUGAUAUUGACACCGGUGUUCGACAACGUCCAUUUUUAUGAUUUGGCAGUAGAGCGCUACAACCCAUCGGCUGACGGCUUUGACUGGGCUCUGUGGUGCAUGUAUGAGACCUUCAGACCUGAGUGGUACGCUUUAGAGGACAACUCACAACCUGGCAAGAGUCCCUCCAUCAUGGGCAUCCUUGUAGCUGAUCGCAAGUUCUUUGGAGAGAUCGGAAGCCUUGAUGGUGGAAUGAAAAUAUACGGCGGUGAAAAUGUGGAGCUCGGCAUCCGGGUGUGGCUAUGUGGAGGAAGCAUAGAAGUUAUACCUUGCUCUAAAAUUGCCCACAUUGAGCGUGCCAAAAAGCCUUACCUCCCAGACUUGUCUGUAACUAUGAAACGUAAUGCAAUGAGGGUGGCUGAGGUGUGGCUGGAUGAAUUUAAAUACAAUGUCAACAUUGCUUGGAACCUUCCCUUAGAGAAUCAUGGCAUAGACAUUGGGGAUGUGUCUGAGAGGAAAAAGCUGAGAGAGAGGCUGAAUUGCAAGCCCUUUAAGUGGUAUCUGGAUAAUGUUUACCCCGAGCUUGACCCUAGGGAUGACCUGCAAAGUUAUGGAACUCUGAGGAAUACCCUGGAUUCAGACCACUGUGUUGACCAAGGCCCAAAGUCUGAAAACACACCCAUCUUGUAUUCCUGCCAUCAACACCCAUCUCAGCGCUGUUAUUAUCGCACCAACGGACACUUUUACAUCGGCGGAAUCAAAUCUCACAAGUACAACAGCAAUCGCUGUCUGGUGGAUCCUGGGACCGGAGAUUUUCCGGGACUGUACGAGUGCAAUCCAGCCCAGCAGAAGUUCCACAUGCUGUGGGACUUCAAACAGAAUGGACCUGUCCAAAACAGAGAGACAAAAAGAUGUCUGGAGGUUAAGAUGGGUGAAAACGGUUAUUACAAACUUGUUGUUCAGAACUGCACCGGUCAGAGCUGGAAGAUAGAUAAUGUCAUCGAAGACCAAUUAAAAAAAAAAAAAAAAACUAGUGGGCCUAGAGGACAAGAUAAAUCAAUGAAAUGAAACAAUUGGUGCACAAAAAAGUAAUUUUUAUUUAACUCUUGUUUUUGCAUAGGCAACUUUGUGACUUAUUACCUUACCAUUUGUGACAUUUUGUUUGUUUUGAAAACAAAAAUGAAUGUUCGCUGUUUACAACUUUUGUGUGAAAUUCCUUGUUAUGACAGUAAAUGAUUGGCUAUGGACAACUUUGAAUAUAGAAUGUUACUUUGUAAUAUUUUUAAUUAAUAUUAAAUAAAUACAUACGGAAAUGCAUUUAAAUAAACAUGCCUGGGACAUACAUAAAAAUGGCUAUGAAACAAUUCCUGUACAGAAGCCAAACACGACUGUGAUUGUAAAUAUUUUUUAAUGCCGUUAUCCUGAGAUUAUUUCAAAGAUAAAUUGAUAAAUUAUCUUAGUGUCUUCAGAUAACAGAAUUAACCCAAGAUCUAAAAGACUGCACGGUUGGGAUUGUGGGGUAAUUCUCGGCUUCGGUAAUUCAGGAAUAAGUAAAUGAGGCAAUAAUUAUUAUUUAAGUAAAUUUAUUAAUAAACAAGUCAAUAUAGCUCAACAUAUAAACUUUUAUAUUUUUUUAAAAGACAUUUUUCAAAAGGCCACAUUAUUCUCAAGCUCUUUUUUAUUUACAUCUUAAGGCUCAGGCCAGGCACUUUAACACAUUUAACAGGGAAUACGAUAACAUUACUGAGGUGGCUUUUCUUGCCUGGCGUCCUCAUGUAUCUCAACUGAUUUCCGAAGUUUCCCGAUAGACCGAUUUCUUACGGUAACUGCCGUUAGCGAGUUAGCUCUGGCACCCUCCCUGUCGGUCCAAAACUCCUGUUAAAGUGAUGGAAAUGCAACAUUUUUGCAGUGCUAUGAGCUGAAAUAAAUACAUGUGAAAUCAUGGAAUAAA